CGACAAUGAUGGUGCCGAGGAAAAGAAAACGCUGUUUGGCGCCAAAUUGCAGGCGAUUGAAGCAACUUUUGCCGCCGUAGUGAUGGAGGUGUGGAUGCUGCCAUUGUCGUCGUCGCUGAGAGGAAAGCUGAUAUCCGCUGGCUAUACUUCUCUCUCCUCGAUUUCUUCUUCCCUUUCUUCCUCUGAUCUCGCUCGAGAUCUAAGUAUUACAGAGGCGGAAGCCAUUGAUAUUCUGCAACUUUCAGCCCGAGCUAGUGGGUCUGGUGCAAGCUCCCGAGACCACCCUGUCAUAAAUGGUGCAAAGAAUGCUUGGGACAUCCUCAGCGAGGAGGAAUCCUUAGCACGCAUUACUACAUCUUGCUCUGAUCUGGAUAACAUCUUGGGUGGUGGAAUAAGUUGUAGGGAGGUUACUGAAAUCGGUGGGGUUCCGGGGAUGGGCAAGACCCAACUGGGGAUCCAGCUCUCUGUAAAUGUUCAGAUUCCUGGUGAGGUUGGUGGUCUUGGAGGAAAAGCAAUAUACAUAGAUACUGAGGGCAGCUUCAUGGUGGAGCGUGCUCUACAGAUUGCAGAAGCAUGUGUUGAAGACAUGGCAGAAUACACAGGAUACAUGCAUAAACAUUUUCAUGCAAGCCAAGUUCAGAUGCAGCCCAAGGAUAUCCUGGAGAACAUAUUCUAUUUCCGUGUCUGCAGUUACACUGAGCAAAUUGCAUUGGUCAAUCAUCUUGAGAAGUUCAUCUCUGAAAAUAAAGAUGUUAAAGUGGUCAUUGUAGACAGUAUCACAUUUCAUUUCCGACAGGACUUUGAGGACUUGGUCCAGAGGACCCGAGUGCUCAGUGAGAUGGCUUUGAAGUUCAUGAAACUGGCCAAGACAUUUUCGUUAGCGGUUGUUUUAUUGAAUCAGGUGACCACCAAGUACACCGAAGGUUCUUUCCAGUUAGCUCUUGCCCUAGGAGAUAGCUGGUCUCAUUCUUGCACCAACCGAGUUAUCUUGUACUGGAACGGUGAAGAGCGUUAUGCAUACAUAGACAAGUCCCCUUCACUUCCGUCGGCCUCUGCACCGUUCUCUGUAACUGGCCGAGGCAUAAGAAACUCGUCCUCCAACAGCAAGCGGGUCAAGAUGAUGUAAAGAUCCGAUCUUUCUUACCCCUUUUUAGCAGUCUUUGCCAUUAAAAGUGGCAAUGCUGGCAAACAAAACACAGGUGCUGUCUCCUUUGUUUGCUACCAUUACAAUGUCUGAACUGGAUCAAUACAAAACAUCCUGUCUGGUUUUUGAA
This is a messenger RNA of Tarenaya hassleriana, 1274 nucleotides long. RefSeq names its product DNA repair protein RAD51 homolog 3. The transcript has 9 exons. Gene Ontology annotation, molecular function: ATP binding; crossover junction DNA endonuclease activity; four-way junction DNA binding. The record is from RefSeq and is a predicted model, not a curated record. Gene Ontology annotation, biological process: reciprocal meiotic recombination; meiotic DNA recombinase assembly; DNA repair. Lineage: Eukaryota; Viridiplantae; Streptophyta; Magnoliopsida; Brassicales; Cleomaceae. The coding region runs from base 83 to 1126 and encodes 347 amino acids. Gene Ontology annotation, cellular component: Rad51B-Rad51C-Rad51D-XRCC2 complex; Rad51C-XRCC3 complex; replication fork.